GUAACUUGUUUAACCUUUUUUUUAACCACAACAUGACUAGAUAAUGCCUGGUAUCCUGAAUGGGCCAAUCAGCAUGUUUUCUAUAGAACAGAUAGAACUUAUCCGUAGACUUCGUAAUAGUGGAAUAACUAAACAUCAAGUUAUAGAAGCGUUUGAUUCUUUAGACAGAAUUGAUGGGGAACUAGGCUCUUUAUUUGAUGUACCAGUGAACAAAGGAGCCAAACAAAAUCCACAUACUAGAACUCAUCAACAUGAUCUACAUGUUUUGUCACCGUCAGUUAGUCAAUCUAUGACUUGGCCAAACACACAUGAAUCAGCUGAUCAUCACAUGAUAAAUUCAUCAUCACAUGAUACAAAUAAACAGUUAUCCAGAACUACAUUCCAGCAAGCUAAUAAUAAGUUAACAAAUCUGUCUUGUUCCACUAUAGAUCUUUCCAUGGAUGAUAAUGACCACUUUAAUAAGGAUACAAGAAACUAUAAAGCUUCACAGUAUACUGUUAUGUGUAACAAUUCCAGAAUUGAGAACAAUACAGCUGAAAGGAUAGAAAGAUGCCAAAAUUCUAAAUUUGCCAAUGUGAGUUCGACUGUAAAUAAAACUAUAUCAGGGGAAUUAAACCCUCAAUUUAUCCAGUCAGCAACAAUUAAUGCACCAAACAAUUACAGCACAGUGUCUGUUCCAAACAAAAAGCAAAAAACAAUAGAAAAAGUAGAUUUGAUAGAAAUGGAUUCAAAACAUCAUGUUGUUGAGUUAAUAGAGAAUGCAGUAAAAGAAAAGAUUGGUACCUGUACACCUACACUUGGCCAAACAGUGAUAAUGCCAGACGGUCAGGAACUUACAAUUUCAUACCAAAGACGAGAAAGAUUCACCUUCAGGGAAAGACAUUUAGAAAUUCUGGAAGCUUUCUUUAAAGAUAAUCCAUAUCCAACAUAUGAACAGAGAGAAGCCAUAGCUGAUACCUGUAAUCUGGCGAUUAGUAAUAUUGGAGCUAGGCCAUUAUAUGAAAAGGAAAAGGUGACAGCUCACAUGAUUUUAAAUUGGUUUGCAAACAGCAGAAAAGAAGUGAAAAAGCUGGCAAAAGAAGGUGGUAUUGUAGCCUCAGCUUCUAUUUUGCCAUCACGAUUAAGUAAACGCAAAGCCAUAAGUAUAGUAGCACAAGGAUCAAAUGAGGACAGUGUGAUUUCUGACCAAUCUAAUGACUCUUUCCAAGCUUCCAGUGACAUCAAAGGGCCAAAAGAAGAAUUUAUCAUUAUAAAGUGUGAAGAGGGCAAUGGAAGUUAAUGACACAGAAUCAAUGUUGCUUAAGAAGGAAAUGUAGGUCGCAGUGUCCUUAGUAUGGAAGAAUUCUGGAUCUAAUCAAUACACUAGUGAGGAAUUGAAUAAUACUUUCAAUUUCCAUGUGAACAAACAAUCAAACAUUUCUGAUAUUGUAUUCAAUAUAAAGAACUGGAGUUAUUUCCCUUUUGCUAUAAAAUUUGCAGAUAGAACAGAUAUAUUCAUGCACCAUGUACUUAUUUCUGCAGCUUUUUAAAUCUAAAUUAUAUGUUUUUCUUGAAUAUUUAUGGUAGCAGACACACAUAUUCAUAGGCAUUAUAACUUGAACACAAGACACAACUAAGUAAAUGCCAAAGUAAACAAU
Messenger RNA from Mytilus trossulus (common blue mussel), 1637 nucleotides. RefSeq names its product homeobox-containing protein 1-like. Gene Ontology annotation, biological process: positive regulation of DNA-templated transcription. Gene Ontology annotation, cellular component: nucleus. Lineage: Eukaryota; Metazoa; Mollusca; Bivalvia; Mytilida; Mytilidae. The transcript is spliced from 5 exons. Gene Ontology annotation, molecular function: double-stranded telomeric DNA binding. The coding region runs from base 44 to 1279 and encodes 411 amino acids. The record is from RefSeq and is a predicted model, not a curated record.